Messenger RNA from Meleagris gallopavo (turkey), 1880 nucleotides. RefSeq names its product endosulfine alpha (gene ENSA). NCBI's taxonomy places the organism in Eukaryota, Metazoa, Chordata, Aves, Galliformes, Phasianidae. Gene Ontology annotation, molecular function: protein phosphatase inhibitor activity. Gene Ontology annotation, cellular component: cytoplasm. The record is from RefSeq and is a predicted model, not a curated record.
UCACGCAGCCGGGGCGUCAGGGGGCGGUGGUGGCCAUUUUGGAGAAGAGCGCAGGGCCGAACGGCGCGCAGGGAGCGCGGAGGCAGCGCGGAGCCGCAAGGCCGCCACUCCCCGCUAUGGCCGCCCAGUUGGGUACCGGCGCCCGCGCGGAGGACUCCGGGCAGGAGAAACAGGACUCGCAGGAAAAAGAAACCGUCAUCCCGGAGCGGGCCGAGGAGGCGAAGCUGAAGGCCAAAUACCCCAACCUGGGCCAGAAGCCCGGCGGCUCCGACUUCCUCAUGAAGAGGCUGCAGAAAGGGCAAAAAUACUUUGAUUCUGGUGACUACAACAUGGCCAAGGCAAAGAUGAAGAACAAACAGCUGCCGACUGCGGGGCCGGACAAGAAUCUGGUGACAGGAGACCACAUCCCCAAACCUCAGGACCUCCCGCAGAGAAAAUCCUCACUCGUCGCCAGCAAACUGGCAGGGUAGCCCACACUCACGGGCUGGUUUUUUUCCUGUUUUCUUUUUUCUUUUGGUUAAUUGGAUUGAACUUCACCGUACCAUAGAGCUGGGAGCACCAGAAUCCACAUAGUUACACGAGUAUUUAUAGCAAACACACACCACAAUCAAGAAGAACAUGAGAUGGUGGUAGCCCAGGCCACGCAGGCAGACCUUUGGUGGAGUUGGUUGCAUAUUUGCUUUUUGUGAGCAGGUUUGCUGCCUUAACUCUCACACUGCUCAGAACCAUCCCUGCUCCCAGUCACUGCAGUGCUGCAUCCCUCCCUGCAGUGCAGUGGCCCUGAGGGACGUGAGGAUCACUGAGAGGAGUUGUGUGGUGCCAUCGUGUUGUGUUCUUCAGGUGUCUGUAGGGGAAGACACAGAGGGGGAAGUGGCAAAGCUGAUUCGUGGCCUGCAGUCUAGUUAGGUGUGUGUGUGUGUGUGUGUGUGAGUUCUUAAUUAAGUGGUUGAGUUGGGAGUGUGGCUGCAAUGGAGGCAGCAGCUUUGGAGGCUCUGCAGGCAGUUUCUCUCCUCCUGCUCUGUCCUCUCUGCCAAGGAUGCCUGCAGCUGUGAAUGGAGCGUGGUGGGAGCUGCAGAGCGUGGCUGGAGCUCAUCCCUGCGCCCCACAUGGCCCUGCUCAGAGCCUGGAGUCGUGCACAGGGCUGGUGGUGUUGGGAAAGGUGUGAGCUGUGAGAGCAACAGGACAGAGUGGCACCCCAGGGAGGAGAAAGAGAAGAUUAUAGAGGCAAAAGUGUGUUGGCAAUGUUAUGCACCCCUGGCUUGGGAUUCUUUUUUUUUUUUCUUCUUUUCUCUCUUGCCUUUUUGUUUCAGGCUUGAAAAAAAGCAAACAAUGAAGUCAGUGUGGUGGCUGCAGCAGAGUGGGGCGCACUCAGUGCCCACUUGGUGCUGCUGAAGCAGCUCCAGGUGUGGGGCAUUUGGUGGGGCUGAGGUUUGUGCUAGGGCAGCACCGAGUCCAAGAUUUAAGCCCAGUUGUAGAGGUCGAGCAGGCCGUGUGGGUUUUGGGGAGCUGAAUUGGAUCAGGAGAAAACAAAGGAGGGAGGCAGCGGGUGAUGCGCUGCACAGCUUUCCUCACAUGUGAUCCUGGCUGGGUCGCUCACAGAGCUGCACUUUAUUGUGCUCCUAUGCUGCUGCUCUGAGCAGGGAGCGAGGCUGUGCUCAAACACUCACAUCUGCUGUCAAGUGGUUCAUCAGUGACCCUGGGCGAGGAGCUGUGGCCCUACAGCCAUGGACUUUGCUCUGAGUGUGGCAGGGAUAGGCAGUGUGCCUCAUGCUCAGCUCCUCGCCCAGCCCCGCGCUGCCUGCUAGGAUGCUCUGCUGUUGGUCCCAGCUGCAUUGUAAAUAGAUACGAAUCAUAUAUACAAAUAUAUAUAUAAUUUUUUA